CUCCCCCAGAGAAGUGAGGAGCAACGUUGAUAAGAACCAAGCCAACACUGGCCCCAAAAGCGUUCCAACUCAACGCACCUCGCAUCACGUCGCAUGUCUUGGCAAAAGCAAAAAGUGUUCUCUAGGAAGUGAUGGAUAACCGAAGUCGCCACCUUAGAAUGCCUUGAGCAUUGGCUAUCUCGAUUUGCUUCGGUGGAAGUAGCUUCGAUCCGGUGUCAGCUAGAUGGGUUUGGCGUUUUUUGAUCUCGGCUGAUCACGCGUUGGACCCGGAGGUGGGGAUUCGCCGUGAGGUUCGUUGAUUGCUCUGGAGUUUGGAAAGAGUUAGUCCUGUUCUGGUUAGAGCAGGUGGAGGACAAAGGAGGGAAUUAUCAAGUAUGGAUCCUGUAUGUGACUUCUGUGGUGUAGUGAGGGCUGUGGUGUACUGCAAAUCGGACUCGGCCCGCCUUUGUCUGCAGUGCGACGGAUGCGUCCACUCUGCUAAUUCGCUCUCCCGUCGUCAUGCGCGCUCUUUGCUGUGUGACAAGUGCUGUUCGCAGCAUGCCACGGUUCGAUGUAUGGACGAGAAACUGUCGCUGUGUCAAGGCUGUGAUUGGAGUGGCAAUGGGUGCUCCGGGCCUGGACACCGCCGCCUGGUGCUGAACUGCUACACGGGUUGUCCUACGUUGUCCGAGUUCGCGAGUAUAUGGUCCUCGGUUCUUGAUCCGCCUUGUUCAAGUGAUUUGGAUGGCAGGUGGGGGCCGCUGAGCGCUCUGCCAAUGGAUGGCAACGGCAUGAGCAACUUGUUGGAGGAUAGGGACUGCGAGGGCUCAUAUGGGACGGCGAUGGGCAAGCGAAAUGAGUUUGGGCCUUGGAUGGGGCCGACUGCAUUGUUGACACCUAAUGCAAACUAUACCCAAUUGUGCAAAGAUCAAGCACCUUUCACUGCUCAGGAACUUAAUUUGCCCAAGGUGCCCUUUGGUUGUUCCAGUUCCAAAAAUCUUGGGUUUCAUGGGAGCAGCGAUCUUUGCCAGAGUCUCGCCAUGGAAAACAUCCCCCGUCAUGGACUUGGUGAUGAGAUUUUGGGCUAUCAACCUAGUCAAAACAGGUUUCUUUUUGAAGAUGGAGAUAUGGAGUGCCUUUUGAUGGAGAAAAAUCUGUCUGCUACCGAGUCAAAUGGACCUGUUGAGAAUGCCAUGGAGGCAUCAUCCUCGGCACAACAGGACUCGGUAUCUUUUCAUUCCUCUUACGUGGGCAGUUCAGUUAACGGGGUGCAGUCUAUGAAGGGAGGCGCUAAUUGCCUGCUUAUGAGUCCUGGGUGUAAAAGAAAUUUAAAUUUUGGAUAUCCUACUGGCCCGGUUCAUUCAAGCAUAUCGCUAUCCUUGUCGAAUAUCACCGGGGAAAGUAGUGCAGCUGAUUACCAAGACUGUGGACUGUCACCGGUAUUUCUAACUGGUGAAUCGCCAUGGGAAUCAAACCUAGAGGCUAGUUGUCCGCAGGCAAGAGAUAAAGCUAAGAUGAGAUACAAUGAAAAGAAGAAAACAAGAACGUUUGGAAAACAAAUAAGAUAUGCCUCUCGGAAAGCCAGAGCAGACACGAGAAAACGUGUGAAAGGUAGAUUUGUAAAAGCGGGGGAAGCACAUGAUUAUGACCCUCUCGGGACAAGGGACUUCUGAUCCGCAUCACAAAAUUUAUCCUUGAAAGACAAGUUCAGACAGAA
Molecule: messenger RNA, 1696 nt
Organism: Syzygium oleosum
Lineage: Eukaryota; Viridiplantae; Streptophyta; Magnoliopsida; Myrtales; Myrtaceae
Product: putative zinc finger protein CONSTANS-LIKE 11
Exons: 4
Coding region: 375-1652 (425 amino acids)
Molecular function (GO): zinc ion binding; protein binding
Source: RefSeq, a predicted model, not a curated record